Penicillium verhagenii is the source of this 1377-nucleotide messenger RNA. Its product is annotated as phosphotransferase family protein. The transcript has a single exon. Lineage: Eukaryota; Fungi; Ascomycota; Eurotiomycetes; Eurotiales; Aspergillaceae. Bases 1 to 1377 code for a protein of 458 amino acids. The record is from RefSeq and is a predicted model, not a curated record. Gene Ontology annotation, molecular function: protein kinase activity. Gene Ontology annotation, biological process: protein phosphorylation.
AUGAAGGAUUCUCUAGAGGACCAGUUUCAGGGAGUCGUCUGGGUUCAACACCUCUUUGGCCUGGAGCCUGAGUGGACAAUUGAACCCGAUCUUGAAAAAAUCGAGCACACAAUACUGUCGCUACGCCCAGAAAGCACAGUGAGUGUGUCCUUUCUCGCUCAAGGUGGCUUGAACAGAAUUUACGUCGCGAAAGUCGAUGAUCAGGAUUUCGUUAUGCGGGUGGCGUUACCAGUUGAUCCGUACUACAAGACUAUGAGCGAAGUUUCGACCAUGGCCUGGAUUUCUCACAUCACAGAUAUCCCGAUUCCUCGGGUUCUUGCUUACCAAACUUCUCGGGCGAAUUUAAUUGGAUUUGAAUGGAUCCUCAUGACUAAAGCGUCGGGGACGCCUUUAGCAGAUGCAUGGCACUCUUUGUCAUUUCCUGCGAAAAGGACCCUAGUCAAACAAUUCGUAGUUUACUCCGCUAGGCUUUUUCAGAACAAACUCCAGCGGAUUGGGAAUAUCUAUGAAAAGCAAUAUACUGCCGAUGGCUCCCCGCUAGAUGAAGGUAUGUGGCCUGCUGAGGGCUCGGUGUAUUCCAACGCAUCAGCCCUGAAUGAAUCGAAAAUCCCGGGCCCUCCCGACGUGGGCAGAAUCGUUUCAAUGGACUUUUUCUGGGGGCCGAGUAUUCAAGAAGAUGUUCACCGGGGGCCAUUCAAUUCUAGCAAAGACUGGAUGCUGUCCCGUCUGUUACUAGAAGAAAAAAGCCAUCAAUCAAAGCUCUCUAGUUUACCAUCAAGUGAUCUUGAUCCUAAGCAGGAAGCUAGGAAGGAAGAUGCCACAAGAACAUUGGACAUCAUUGGAAAGCUGAAAAAUCUGCUAUCAUUGGUUUUUCAGCCCAUUGAGGACAACCCUGAAGACAGCCCUGAACCUUCGAUCAUCGUCCAUGAUGACCUUUCCAGCCGAAACAUUCUCGUCCAAGACAACGGAGAGCUGGCUGCUGUCUUAGAUUGGGAAUGUGUCGCAACACUUCCUUUGUGGGCUGCCUGCAAUUAUCCCGCAUUUUUGGAAGGGCCAAAUAGACGCACAGAGCCCGAUCGAACAACAUACGGCCAUGAAGAAGAUGGAGAACCCUGCGAUCUCUACCUGGAGCAUUUGGAGAAUUAUGAGCUUACUCUUCUUCGUGGCGUUUUCAUGGAUACGAUGAGAGCCCUGGAACCUGGAUGGGUGGAUGUAUUUGAGGAAUCCCAGCGCGAAAGAGAUUUUGAUUAUGCAGUACGGAGUUGCGAUAAUGUUUUCGAGGCGCGGGCCAUACGAGAGUGGAUUGAGAAUGUCACCUCUGGAGACAACCCUGAGGGUCUGUGUGAAAGGAUUGAUAAGGCUCAGGAACAAGUAUGA